This is a messenger RNA of Bombus huntii, 879 nucleotides long. RefSeq names its product cyclin-dependent kinases regulatory subunit (gene Cks30A). The record is from RefSeq and is a predicted model, not a curated record. Gene Ontology annotation, cellular component: cyclin-dependent protein kinase holoenzyme complex; SCF ubiquitin ligase complex. Gene Ontology annotation, molecular function: protein kinase binding; histone binding; cyclin-dependent protein serine/threonine kinase activator activity. Gene Ontology annotation, biological process: regulation of mitotic cell cycle. NCBI's taxonomy places the organism in Eukaryota, Metazoa, Arthropoda, Insecta, Hymenoptera, Apidae. Bases 151 to 390 code for a protein of 79 amino acids. The transcript is spliced from 3 exons.
UCUUCCACUCUUCUUGAUGUUACAUCCGUUAACUUUCAAAUUUGUGGGUAUACGUUGUAGAAGGAAGGUUUUCGAAAACACUCGGCUGCGUUUUAUAGUGUUUAGUGGUGAAUUGCCUCGAGCAUUUGUGAUAAUUCUGAUUGGAUCAAGAUGUCGAACAAGAUGUAUUAUUCAGAUAAAUACUACGAUGAUAAAUACGAAUAUAGGCAUGUAGUACUACCAAAAGAAAUGAUUAAAUUGGUUCCAACUACUCAUCUCCUCUCGGAACAAGAGUGGAGAGCUAUUGGUGUCCAACAAAGUCAAGGAUGGGUUCAUUAUAUGAUUCAUAAGCCAGAACCUCAUAUUUUACUCUUUAAAAGGAAAAUAACAUCUCCACCACCAGAAAAUUGAUUGUACUGACAACAUUGUAACAAUUUGUAAAUAAUACUCCAAAUCAUUGUUAAUAUUCAUAAAACAACUCAAUUAUAGCAGCUGAUCAUUCUAGUGGCUUGUAAAAUCAAUAUAAAUGCAAUGUUAAGUUGAUAAAUUUAUAUUUAAAAUUCACUGAGACAGAGUAACAAUUUUGUUCUUUCUAAAUUCUUUGUGGAAAUAACGUAAUUCAUUGUUUUAAUUUUUCUUUUUAAUGUGUCAUUCCAAAAAAUCAACAAGAGAAUUGUGUAUAUAUGUCUAUAAAAUCCCUUAGUUUUUAAUUACAGUUUAAAUAGUACUUAUAUUUUGGAUUUACCAUGACAGCUUGGUAUUUCAUUUAAUAAGUAAAAUUUGAGUAUUCUGAUUCUUUUCUGAAAAUCAUAGUUCUGUAGCAGAUUUAGUUAUUCUGUUAAGGAUUUAUUGAGUAAAGAAAAUUGUCAUUUUGUGAUUAAAGUGCCUUAUACAAAUGUA